Rotaria socialis is the source of this 627-nucleotide messenger RNA. The record is from the annotation of a GenBank genome assembly. NCBI's taxonomy places the organism in Eukaryota, Metazoa, Rotifera, Eurotatoria, Philodinida, Philodinidae.
AUGCUACCAACUAAAAUAAAUUAUACAGCUUUGUCUGGGGGAAUUCCGUUAGGUUCUUUUGUCCUGUUAUUCUUUGUAAUUAGUGUUAUUAAUAAACGUACGGACUGGUUUCUUCUCAGUACUAUUCUGGGAAUAGCCACGAAAUCGAAUAAUGACUCAAAGAAAGCGUCCAAAUGUGAGCCUCCUGAAAAUAACAGCACUGUUUCGAGAAAACAAGACGGAAAAAAAGAAGACGAAAAGAACAAGAGUAUACAGAAUUUAGUUACUUGUAAACAAUGUGAAAUGGAUGUCGCUGUUACUGUAGGAAAAGACGAGGCGGUUACCCCCUUCGAAAAAUAUCUUUUUAUCGAGUUUGGGGACGGUGAAGUUGCUGUGCCUGAAUUAAAAUGUUUCAUACGCUUUUUAAGUGACUUGAUGGCAGCUGCUAUUCUUGGAAUUUUUGUAUCAAUCAUCGUCGUUAAGUUAAUCCUGUCAAAUGAAUUAGUAAAAAAUGGUAGCAAAUGUCCUAAAUAUAGCGCUGACUGUUUCUCCAACGAUGGGAGAAAUGACUAUAGUCCAUACAGUUGUGUUGAUGGACAAUACCUCAAUAUCACUGGCUAUACUGGCCUUGCAUGGUGUGUAGGAUAG